AUGGCUGCUGGAGGAGGGGGAUCCAAGCCAGUCGCCCAGUCCAGGAUGGAGAACUUCCGAAAGGUCAGGACGUCGGAAGAGGAGAGCCCCUUGCCCUUCCCCGACCUGCCGCCCGGUGUGGUGGAGAUGAAAGUGAAGGAAGGCAGCAAGAUCAGGAACCUGAUGGGCUUUGCCAUGGCCCAGAUGGAGCUGAAGGGCAGCCGGCAGAUUGUCUUCAGCGGCUGCGGCAGGGCGGUCACCAAGACCAUCACCUGCGUGGAGAUCAUGAAGCGGAAGCUGGGAGGCCUUCACCAGGUCACCAAGGUACGCUACAAAACCCUGCUGGAGGUGUGGGAGAACAAGGACCCGCUGCCCGGCAGCCCGGCGCAGAACCUCACCGUCCACAAGAACGUGCCCUCCAUCUGCAUCCUGCUCUCCCGAGACCCCCUGGAUCCCACCCAGACGGGCUACCAGCCCCCAGAGCCUGGCGAGGGGCUGCUGGCGGAGGAGAGCCGGCCUGGCGGAGAGGCACCGAGCUCCUCUGCGAAGGGGCUGAAGAGAGCCCUGCCGCCUCCGCACGAGGAGCUGGCGAGCAAGAAGGGGCAGGUAGAGGCACCCGAUGGCCCCCAGGGCGCCGGGGGCCUCCAGCCACACCACCACCACUGA
Rhea pennata is the source of this 645-nucleotide messenger RNA. It is a transcript of the gene RPP25, whose product is annotated as ribonuclease P and MRP subunit p25. The coding region runs from base 1 to 645 and encodes 214 amino acids. The transcript has a single exon. The record is from RefSeq and is a predicted model, not a curated record. Lineage: Eukaryota; Metazoa; Chordata; Aves; Rheiformes; Rheidae. Gene Ontology annotation, molecular function: RNA binding. Gene Ontology annotation, biological process: tRNA 5'-leader removal. Gene Ontology annotation, cellular component: ribonuclease MRP complex.